Siniperca chuatsi (mandarin fish) is the source of this 4833-nucleotide messenger RNA. It is a transcript of the gene tbc1d15, whose product is annotated as TBC1 domain family, member 15. NCBI's taxonomy places the organism in Eukaryota, Metazoa, Chordata, Actinopteri, Centrarchiformes, Sinipercidae. Gene Ontology annotation, biological process: activation of GTPase activity. Gene Ontology annotation, molecular function: GTPase activator activity. The record is from RefSeq and is a predicted model, not a curated record. Bases 112 to 2091 code for a protein of 659 amino acids. The transcript is spliced from 17 exons.
CAGUGCGCAUGCGCACCGGAGCUCGCCACCGGAAGCUGACUUGUCAGUUUUGUUUUGGAAGGUGACGGGCGCGUGAGCUGCGUCGUCAUCAGGAGACAGAGAGGAGGCGACAUGGCGGCGGAUUGUCUUCUCAAGGUUAUAUUUGAACACGAAGGAGUCUUCAUACAUCCAAGCAGCGAUGAAGAUGGCAUCGAGCAAGAUUUACUCAUUUCAGGGUCACUUCGGAUUGUUGACAAGGAUGCUGAAAUCAUUGUGGAGUACAGACCUUUGGAAGAUACUGUCGACCCAUCAAACAUGCUGUGUGCUGGAAAGGACUCCAGCUCAGUCAUGGAGUGGGAUCAGUGUUCAGGUGCGAGGUCCCACCAGCUGUUAGAGACACAGCACAGCUACGAGACAGAGUGGGACAUGGUCAACGCCGUGUCCUUCAAGAAGAAACCCUGUACAAACGGAGAGGGCUCUCUGAACCACAGCCAUGAGAGGAGCAGGUGGGCGUUCACCUUCAGUGUCAGUGACCUCAGGUCCAUCACAGUGAAGGUCGAAGGUUGGACCUUUCUGAUGUUCAAACUGAAGGAGGCGUCCACCUCGCUGCCUGCUCUGCACUUCCACCAGGGCGGCAGCACAGAGUUCCUGGACAGCCUGAGGAGGUUCGCUCUGCUCAGCGAGGCUCCAGAUGAUGAAACGUGUCUGUUGGUCAGCACGCCAAACAAGGCUCUGUCUCAGUCCUUUGAGAACCUUCUGGAUGACAACAACUUUGGCCUCGUUCAUCAGAAGUUCAGAAAGGACCCGUAUGUGACCACCCUGGGCGGCUUCUCCAAAGUCACCAACUACAUAUUCGAUGCUUUCCGGGGGACGGAGGAGCAGCACCAGCGCCCCCCAGAGGAAGUGGCCGACCUGCUGGGCGAAGUCAUCCCGGGACUGGAGAUCAACCAGCAGGAGGAGCCCGGCUUCGAGGUCAUCACCAGGAUCGACCUGGGAACGAGGCCUCAGGUGACGAGGAGGGAGCCGCUGUCGGCAGAGGACUGGACCAAACAUCAGGAUCCAGAGGGGAGGAUGAUCAACAUCUCACUCCUCAAACAGAUCAUCUUCAAAGGGGGACUCUGUCAUGCUGUGAGGAAAGAGGCCUGGAAGUUUCUGUUGGGAUACUUUCCCUGGAGCAGCACGCUGGAGGAGAGGAAAGCCCUGCAGAGAGCCAAAACUGAUGAAUACUUCAGGAUGAAGCUGCAGUGGAAGUCCGUCAGUGAGGAACAAGAGAGGAGAAACUCCCGGCUGAGAGACUACAGGAGUCUGAUAGAGAAAGAUGUAAACCGAACGGACAGAACAAACAGGUUCUACGAAGGCAUCGACAACCCGGGCCUGGUCCUCCUCCACGACAUCCUGAUGACCUACUGCAUGUACGACUUCGACCUGGGUUACGUUCAGGGGAUGAGCGACCUGCUGUCACCGAUCCUCUACGUGAUGGAGAACGAGGUGGACGCCUUCUGGUGUUUUGUCUCCUUCAUGGACCAGAUGCACCAGAACUUUGAGGAGCAGAUGCAGGGCAUGAAGACUCAGCUGAUACAACUCAGUACUCUGCUGAGACUGUUGGACUUGGCCUUCUGGAACUACCUCGAGUCUCAGGAUUCAGGUUACCUGUAUUUCUGCUUCCGCUGGUUGUUGAUCAGAUUCAAGCGGGAGCUCAGCUUCCAGGACGUCCUGCGACUCUGGGAGGUGAUGUGGACGGGUCUGCCCUGCCAGAACUUCCACCUGCUGGUCUGCUGUGCCAUCCUGGACUCCGAGAAGCAGAAAAUCAUGGAGGAGAACUACGGCUUCAACGAAAUCCUCAAGCACAUUAAUGAGCUUUCAAUGAAACUGGACAUUGAAGAAAUCCUUCAGAAGGCAGAAGGCAUCUGUCUGCAGAUAAAGAGCUGUAAGGAUUUGCCUCUGUCUAUCAGCAUCAUCCUGGGCUUCGACACAGAGGUUUCCGACCCGACAGGCUCCGGAUCUCCUCCGGCUCCCAGACCGACUCAGCGACCGGACGCCUGCUCCAACGGCCACGGACACUUGAGAGAAACCAGCUCUCACAACAGCUGCAAAGUUGCCUUCAUAUCGUAGUGAACAGCCGGUCCACCCAGAGACUGACUCAGUGUGUCAGCAGGAGGGCGGCGGCAGCGUGUCGCCCCGACAACACGGAGGAAGAGGAGGAGAAUGUAAAAAGGAUUUAAGAUUAUUCAGAAUCUUAUUUUUGUAAUUUCUUGUACCAUAUUGUCUCUUUCAUUCCUUCUCUCCUGCUAACGAUGCUUUCUAAAGCUCCAUUCAGACUGGAGGAACAUCGCAGGGGGAGGUGGGGCGCGACACGUCACCGCGUUCCUCCUCGUGUUAACCCCGGUGGCGUGACGGGAUCCGGUCUGUAACAGACAUUCAGCAGGACAAAGCCAACAGAGGAAGACUGAAGCCUCCUCAGGGGGGGGCAAAGAUACCGCAGGAGGUGGAUUUGAGUCAGAAACCUCCUCCUCCUCAGAGUCACAACUCCGUCAGAUCUGAACUCACAGACAUGAAACUCACGUCGAGUCGUUCAGCGCGACUCACACUUCCAGAGGAGAUCAUCGUCUCUGGCGUCCGUCCAGAAUAAACCUCAUAAACCCGCUGAGACGCCAGAGAAGAAAGCCGUUCUGGGUCGGCUGCAGACAGGAGCUGCUAACAGCUGACUCAGCUACAUUUAAUGGGGACAAUCUGACUAAUGUGAACAAAUCUAGGCAAAAAUGAGAACGGCAGCACCGACCUGCAGCUGACAUCACAACAGACCACCUGACACGGGGGCUCGCUCUCCCGAUGGCUUUAAUUUGUCUGUCGUCAUGUUGGCCGAUACGUUGCUGUUAGCAUGUUAGCAUCCAUCAGAUUAGCAACGACAUGUUUUACUUCCUCCGUUUUCACACACGAGUCAAAUUUCACGCUGAGCUGAGAAGAGACGGAAAGCCUCAGAGAUCCGCUUUAAAACACGAGGACGGGGUUUGAGCUGCAGGAGGAGCCGGUUCACAGAGACACGGGAGCUCACUGUGAUUAUUCCCGGGGGGUGAAACACGACCCACAUACGAUGCAACGCACUGAGCAGAGCAGGUGGCGUUAAAGUCAGCCCCCCCCCGCAGACAGAAACGCAGUCUGAAUGGAGCUUUAGCCGGCAGCGCGUCGUGUUGUGACCUGGGACGGGUUUUAUCUGAACCACGUCGGCUCCAACGCGUCUUUUAUUGGCUGCGUGUUUUCUCACAGUACAGCUGCUUUCAUCUGAAUAAGACAAACGUCAGUUCCUUGUUAAGCUGCUCGCCCGCUGAGCACACAGAUCAAACUACUCUCCGUGUUAAGCGUCUGAUACGAAGCCGGUCGCUGUGAAGUGGAGCGAAGGAUGGCGUUAAUGUGGGAAAGCAGUUUCCUCUGAUGUGUGAUGAAGAUGCUGAUUUGUGUUUUAUGUGGUGAUGCUGAGUCAGGUCAUGUUAUUUACUUAAAGGAGCACUGCGACAUUUUAGGGAAUAAUUUGGUUUCUUGUCAGGAGUUAAAUGAGAAGAUUGACAGGUUACUGAAAUAAAAACAAUUAAAGGCUGAUUCCGGUUUCUUACAGCUUGAGUCUCAUUUCUGUCAGCUCUGAUAACGUUAAACGAACCAGUAGUUACAAGUCAAGUUCCACACAAAGGUAGUGCCGAUUUUAACAGGACUUCCAGAAAACGGUCCAAAGGAAACCCGACGCGCUGCUCGUCUCCGCCCGCUGCUGCUCGUCUCCGCCCGCUGCUGCUCGUCUCCGCCCGCUGCUGCUCGACUCCGCCCGCUGCUGCUCGACUCCGCCCGCUGCUGCUCGUCUCCGCCCGCUGCUGCUGCUGCUGCGAGAACGCGAGCUCAUUGGCUGAUGGAGGUGAACAGCUGGCGGAGCUGAUCCUCCAGCCGCUGCCGUUAAAGCGUCGCAGAAGAAGAGGACGCAGCGAGACGACGUCAUUAAAAGCUCAGACGAUGGAAACAUGACGUUUCUGUCGGCUUCAUGUGUUCGUGUGAGGAAGGCUCCAGCCUCCUCAUCGCUCCACACAGCUGAUGCUCUCAGCUCUUCAGGCUUCGUGACGUCAGCAGUUAUUCACUCAGUCCGCUUCCUGUUUCAGCCACAAACAGCUUCCACGCCUCGGACAGGAAACGCUUUCUACAUGUUUAGUUUUUAUGCACAUAACGUCCGAACAGCAAACUCAGGUGGGAGUUCGUCCUCACAGCUGGUGGCAGCGACGGACGCAGCUACAAAAACAAGACGCACGUUGUAAUAAACUGUAAUCGCCUGCAGGAUCCUCCUCGCAGUCCUUCAGAGUUCAUUCCUGCUUCGUUUGUUGACACCUUUGGUUACCAUGGUAACAGCAGGUGAGGGUUAAUACUACAAACGCAGGUUGUUUUUAAUAAAGAAGUCAGUCAUUAAUAAUCACAACCUCAUCUGAUGUCAGUAGCUUUCCGCAGCAGGAGGCAGCGAGCGAGUGGCAGACUCUGCCAACGAGGUCGUACGUAGAGAUCAUUAUAACUUUGAUAUGAAUCUACUCAUUUAACUCCCAGGAAGGAAACAAAAGCUUUAUUUCCAAAAUGUGAAAAUAUUCCUUUAAAACCAACGCACGCAGCUUUUGAAUCAAAGCCUCUCCAGUCUGAUGUGAAUCCACAGCUUCUUUAUCGCUCUAACAAAACGACUGACAGGAAGAUACACCUGUUUAUUAAGAACGUCUGGAGCUCGACCCUCGCAGCGUCUCCGCCAUGUUCCUGCUGCACGUUCAACUGUUGGUCAUUUCAGCUCUUUUCAUGUAAUCGAUUGAACGCUGGGCAAUAAAACGAUUUAUCGAUACUCAA